AUGCAUCAAGGAUGCAUCCUGUGGGGAAUGAGGGUCCUGAUACCUUCAAAGCUACGCACGAGGGUGCUCGACGAACUCCACUGCGGACAUUCAGGAAUCGUCAGGAUGAAAGAAAUUGCAAGAAGUUACACAUGGUGGCCACGAAUCGACGACGAGCUGGAACAGAUGGUAAAAAGAUGCGACGACUGUCAGGAACAACGCCCUCAACCACCGAAGGCUCCGUUCCAUCCCUGGUCCUGGCCGUCGCGACCAUGGGACCGUGUGCACCUGGAUUUCGCGAGUCCCUUCUUGAGUAAGAACUUUUUAGUCGCGGUGGACGCGCACUACAAGUGGCCGGAGGUGUUUGUGCUCCAGUCAACGACCGCAGCAGCUACUAUACAGUGUGUGCGAGAACUGUUUACGCGAUGGGGUAUCGCGGGUACAAUUGUCACAGACAAUGGACCUCAGUUUUGUGCGGAGUCUUUUCAGAUGUUUCUCAAGCAAAAUGGCGUGAAACACAUAACAUCGGCGCCCUACCACCCAUCAAGUAAUGGGUUGGCAGAGAGGUUCAUCCGGACGUUGAAAGAAGGCCUGAAGAAAGAUCAAAGUCACUCUCUGGAGGUGAGACUUUCUAACCUGCUUUUAGUUUACAGAAACACUCCACAUGCCACAACGGCACAGUCACCCGCAUCGCUCAUGUUGGGACGACCAUUAAGAACCAGACUGGACCUCAUGAAGCCGUCCCUCGACCUCACCGUCCGACAGAAACAAGUAAUACAAUCCUUUACCCGGAGUCCCAGAGGCCGCGUUUUUCAAGUGGGAGAUCCUGUGCGCGUCAGAAACUACCGUGGUGGUGAGAAAUGGGUAAUGGGAAAUGUUGUUGAGAGACCGGGACCCGUGUCAUACAGGGUCAAGGUCAAUUGCCAGAAUGGUACACUUGUCUGGAGGAGGCACGCUGACCACAUGAUAACAGCUGACGUUCCUGCCAAGAAGACAGCCCAAGAAGAAUCGUCAGACCUUUUCCCGUCGGUUCCAAGUGGAUCAGCUACCUUUACCGACAACGCCACCGCUACAGUGGAAACACCACCGUCACCACAGAUGGAACGAAGAUACCCUUCACGUGUACGCAAACCUCCUGACCGCUAUCAGGCUACUUGA
This is a messenger RNA of Ornithodoros turicata, 1137 nucleotides long. RefSeq lists its product as uncharacterized. Gene Ontology annotation, molecular function: nucleic acid binding. NCBI's taxonomy places the organism in Eukaryota, Metazoa, Arthropoda, Arachnida, Ixodida, Argasidae. Gene Ontology annotation, biological process: DNA integration. Bases 1 to 1137 code for a protein of 378 amino acids. The transcript has a single exon. The record is from RefSeq and is a predicted model, not a curated record.